GGCCGGGACCCAAGCAAAACAGGGGAUUAACUUUGCCCUGUGCUGGCUUGUGGCUGUUGGGAGGCGCCGAGAGCUGCUCCCACCAGCGCAGAGCACAGCCUGCAACGAUGGGGGCCAGGCUGCUGUGCCUGUGCCUGCUCACAGCCCUGCUCGGCUACUACAUCUACAGCCCCAUCCCCGAGGACAUAGCCCAGCCCUGGACCGUGAUGCUCGCCUCGUCUGCCUUGAGGAGCCUGGGGCACCUGUCCGAGGCAGCUGAAGUGCUGGGGCUCAUGCCCUACAUGAAGGUCUUGAGGCUGUUCACAGAUGUCCAGCUCGUCCCUCCCACGUCCGAUGAAAACGUCACCGUGACAGAGACGGAGUUCAGCGGCGUCCCUGUCCGCCUGUACCUGCCCAGGAGGGCCCCUGGCGGGCUCAGGAGGGCCAUGGUCUACAUCCACGGAGGGGGCUGGUGCCUGGGAGACGCAGGCAUGCAAGGCUACGAUAUCGUGGCACGGCACAUUUCAAACGAGCUAGACGCUGUCGUGGUGUCAACCAACUACAGGCUGGCCCCUCCACACCACUUCCCCGUGCAGUUUGAAGAUGUGUACUCGGUGACCAAGUUCUUCCUGCAGAGCAAGGUCCUGGCCCAGUAUGGGGUGGACCCUGCUCGGGUCUGCGUGGCCGGGGACAGCGCCGGGGGCAACCUGGCUGCGGCCGUGGCACAGGAGCUGUUGGAGGACCCUGAGGUGCAGACGCAGCUCAAAGCCCAGGUUCUGAUCUACCCUGCGCUGCAGGCGCUGGACCUGGACCUGCCGUCGUACCGGGACAACGCGCACAAGCCGGUGCUGCCGCGCUCGCUCAUGGUGCGCUUCUGGAGCGAGUACUUCAGCUCGGAGCCGGCGCUCAGGGCGGCCAUGGCCUCCAACAGGCACAUCCCCGCCGCGGCCAGCGAGCUGUGGCGCUUUGUCAACUGGAGCCUGUGGCUGCCGCAGGCCAUGUGGGGGGAGCACAGGCCCGGCCGCCCGGCCUGGGGCGGCGAGGAGCUGGCCCGGCGCUACCCCGGCCUGCUGGACCCGCGGGCGUCGCCGCUGCUGGCCAGCGAGGCCCGGCUGCGCCGCCUGCCCGCCGCCUUCGUGCUGACCUGCGAGCACGACGUGCUGCGCGACGACGGCGCCAUGUACGUGAGCCGGCUCCGCGCCGCCGGCGUCCCUGUCACACACCACCACGCCAAGGACGGGUUCCACGGCGCCUUCACCUUCCUGGCCUGGCCGCUGGACCUGGCCCUGGGCCACCGCCUGCUCAACACCUGCGUGGGCUGGCUGAGGGAGAACCUGUGAGGGCAGCGGGGGCUCUGCUCGGCCCUCACUGCCGGCUGUGCUGGGCCAUGGAGCUCUGCUGGGCUCUGCUCACCCCUCACUGCCGGCUGUGCUGGACCAUGGAGCUCUGCUCACCCCUCACUGCCGGCUGUGCUGGGCCAUGGAGCUCUGCUGGGCCCUGCUCACCCCUCACUGCUGGCUGUGCUGGGCCAUGGAGCUCUGCUGGGCUCUGCUCGGCCCUCAUGUCUGCCAGGGCUGUGCAGCUCUGCUGGGCUCUGCUCACCCCUCACUGCUGGCUGUGCUGGGCUGUGCAGCUCUGCUGGGCUCUGCUCACCCCUCACUGCCGGCUGUGCUGGGCUGUGCAGCUCUGCUGGGCUCUGCUCACCCCUCACUGCCGGCUGUGCUGGGCUGUGCAGCUCUGCUGGGCUCUGCUCACCCCUCACUGCUGGCUGUGCUGGGCUGUGCAGCUCUGCUGGGCCCUGCUCACCCCUCACUGCCGGCUGUGCUGGGCUGUGCAGCUCUGCUGGGCUCUGCUCACCCCUCACUGCCGGCUGUGCUGGGCUGUGCAGCUCUGCUGGGCUCUGCUCACCCCUCACUGCCGGCUGUGCUGGGCUGUGCAGCUCUGCUGGGCUCUGCUCACCCCUCACUGCUGGCUGUGCUGGGCUGUGCAGCUCUGCUGGGCCCUGCUCACCCCUCACUGCCGGCUGUGCUGGGCUGUGCAGCUCUGCGGAGCUCUGCUCACCCCUCAGUGCUGGCUGUGCUGGGCUGUGGAGCUCUGGCUGUGACUGCCACCCCUCACACCUGUGGGAGCUCUGCAGUGUUUGCCAUCUCCCCUGAAAUUCCGCAGCCUUGGGGCUGGAGCCUUUCCCAUCUUCUCUGGCAGGAAAUCAGUCUGACCCCAACCCACUGUUCCUCCAGUUCUGUCACCCAAACCUCAAACCCAGCGCUGCCCUGGGGCUCCUCUUCUGGCCCUGCAGCCUCCAGGGUUUGAUGUCUUUGCUUCUGCUUCUUUCUUCCCAUCACAGCAUCUCCAGAGCGGGGUGUGUGCCCAGGGCCAGGUGGCUGUGGCACACAGGACGUGCUCUGUGGCUGCUUUUUCCUGUCCCUUUGGCUCUGGGAUGUGGCAGCAGGGCCCUGCUGGGGUGAUGGGGUGAGCAGAAGCACCAGGAGGCUGCAGGACCUGCCAUGGCAGGCUGGGCUGGGUCACUGCUCCUGCCCUGGAAGCCCAGUGGGCCGGCUGAAAACUUGUGCAAAAUUUGGGCUUUGUUUUGGGAGUUUUGUUAGUUUGGGGUUUUUUGUUGUGUUGUCCUGGGGGCUCUAACGCAUGUAUCUUACCCCUACUUCCUUUCUUUAAUUCCUUGAACUAGCAGGAAAUAGUGAAACAAGCAGUGCUGGAUACUCACUGGGAAAAGGAAGCUGUGAAGGUCCCAGCCUUAUGAUAACAUGCUGCAUGGUCUGUGCUCUACUUAUCUGUUAAGUCAUGUACUGGGUGUUCUAAUUGUCCUUAAAAUGUUUAUCAGAUUUUACAUAUGAUUUCUUAAAAGUAGAAUUUGCUUAGUAGCUUUAUAGGCUUCAAAAAGAAACAUAGUUCAGCUGUGUGGAACAAAUAACCUCUGUGUAAAUGUUCUGUGUGUUAAAUAUAAACCCUCAAACUUUUGACUGAACUAUGAAUGCAGGGGUUGGCUGUUGGUUUAAGCAAAUCAAACACUGGGGAAUUACUUCAUGUAUCCUGCUUUUCUUUUGCAUAAAAGGUACUGAAUCUUCAAUAAUUCUGGGUUAUUUUUCCCAAGUGUGUGUGGCCUGUUCAGAUGGAAUGUGUACAGGAUGAUUGCUGCUUUCCAUCUUUAUUAAGCUGCAUGUAAGCAUUAAAGUUGCUUUGAUUCCAGA
Messenger RNA from Oenanthe melanoleuca, 3185 nucleotides. It is a transcript of the gene AADAC, whose product is annotated as arylacetamide deacetylase. Gene Ontology annotation, cellular component: membrane. The coding region runs from base 108 to 1319 and encodes 403 amino acids. NCBI's taxonomy places the organism in Eukaryota, Metazoa, Chordata, Aves, Passeriformes, Muscicapidae. The record is from RefSeq and is a predicted model, not a curated record. Gene Ontology annotation, molecular function: carboxylic ester hydrolase activity. The transcript has 5 exons.